AAUGUCAAUGCGCUUUUUCGUUCUUUUCAUCGGAAAAUUUGUGAACAUUCCCUUUUUUUGUUUCAAAAUUCAGGGAAUAUUUCAUUAAAACCUGUAUAAAAAGCCCUAUAAAUUGCAACGUAAAAGUGUUAAGGUUGCAAACCGCGUGUGUAAAUAAAAAUGGGGAAUGUUUUGGCUGCAUCGUCUAGCUCCAGCUCCUCACUGGACGCUGCCAAGUUGGGGUUGCCAGAAUUAUCAAGUCCAUCACCUAAUCAGCCCUCGUCUUCAGCGACAGCUUUGACGCCGCCUAGCACUGCUGGAGCUGAAUUAAAGGAACAAGCCCUUGAAAAUCCCGGCACUGUUGAAGAACUGCAUAAAAAAUGUAAAGACAUUCAGGCAAUGACCUUUGAAGGUGCGAAAAUAAUGCUGAAUAAGGGCUUAAGUAAUCACUUCCAAGUCUCGCACACUCUGAACCUCAGUACACAAUCAAGCGGGUAUCGCUUUGGCGCUACUUAUGUAGGAACUAAACAGUUUGGCCCUUCGGAGGCUUUUCCAGUAUUGCUGGGAGACAUCGAUCCCUCCGGAAACCUGAACGCCAACGUCAUACAUCAAUUUACACCACGCAUACGUUGCAAAUUCGCCUCGCAAAUCCAAGAUUCCAAGCUCACAGCUGCCCAAUUAACUACCGAUUACCGUGGUGAUGACUACACAGCUUCCUUAACCAUUGGCAACCCAAACAUCUUUAACAAUUCAGGCGUCUUUGUCAGCCACUAUCUACAGUCGGUGACUGAGAACAUCGCGCUCGGUGCAGAACUAGCCUACCAAUAUGGUCCCAAUGUGCCCGGUGGCCAAAUCGCUGUGGUGUCAGCCGUUGGUCGUUACACGCAAGGUGAUUCUGUGUGGUCGGGCACUUUGGGGCCUGGUGGCGUGCAUGUCUGCUACUACCAAAAGGCCAGUGAACAAUUGCAAAUUGGUGUAGAAGUGGAAACUAGUCUAAGAAUGCAGGAGUCUGUUGCAACUAUUGGCUACCAAGUGGAUUUGCCGAAGGCCGACCUCAUUUUCAAAGGUUCCUUCGACUCCAAUUGGAAUGUUUGCGGUGUUUUGGAGAAGCGAUUGCAACCAUUGCCAUUUUCUUUCGCUCUAAGCGGACGUCUGAAUCAUACUAAAAAUCAGUUUAGACUUGGUUGCGGUUUGAUAAUUGGAUAAUUAGUUUUUCGGUUAGUAGGUGUAAAGGAAGCGAAAGCUGCAAUGGCAGUAAUAGUAGCGGUAAAAAGGGCGGAGAAUGGAACAACAACUAUUACAGUAGUAUCAAGCAACACAAACAGCAGAAGAACUAGCCGAAGAAGAUAUAACAAAGCAAAAGCAACAAAUUUCAAUGAUUACAAUUUUUAUUUAUUAUAAUAACGAUUCUUUACAGUACAUUUAAAAUUGUUCUUCCUCAAGAUUUGCACACGAAUUUGUGAAAACCGCGCAAUGUCAGCGCAUUUAUUUGUCAACUUCGAACUCUAUUUAAAAAUGUAUUCGUGAUGAUUGAAAUUAAAUAGAAGUUCUUUUUGCCAAAUGAAUUGAUGGCAAAUCAAAAGGAGUUGCUUUGCCAUAGAAUAUCAUUACAUAUUAACAGUAAAAUGAACGACAGGGCAAAGAAAAGGCGAACAAUUUUAUUUGAGCAACAGUAUGAGGAGUCACGUAAAGGAAAAAAUGCAGCGCAUUACAGCACUUACGAACAUCCAUGUCGUUACAGUUAAUUAAAUUUGUUUCACAGAUUCACUUCUGUAGUUCAACGAUUUGCUUGAACCAGACAUAAAAUUUGCCUUUAAUUAUUUGAGAACAAAACUUAUAUUUAAAAAAAAAACAAAUUUAAAUUAAAGAAAUUUAAAUUUAUUGUUAAGAAAAAUAAUAAAUGAAAUUUAGAAUUGUAUAUUUGUAAUUACGUGCGCGUUGCGACUAGGCUGGUUUCAUAAGCCGUCUAAAAAUAGACAACUAGUGAAAACUUGAAGUGGAGAUUUUACAAAUUAGCACACAACUUAAAAUGCAGAUCACAGUUAGACACAACUUAGAGCCAAACUAAUUUCUUGCCUAUGUGCUAUUUGCUACAUUAUCACUUUCUUUGACUUCUUUUGUUUUUGUUGUUUGAGAGCUUCAAACCAAAAAUUAGUACAAAUGAUUUGCAUUUGUUUGAUUGCUAAACUCCUGAGGAAAAUAGACAAAACAAGUUCAUUUAAUAAAUAAAUUUGUGCAAAUGAUUGCAUUUUAUUAAUGCUUUUAAA
Molecule: messenger RNA, 2246 nt
Organism: Anastrepha obliqua
Lineage: Eukaryota; Metazoa; Arthropoda; Insecta; Diptera; Tephritidae
Gene: Tom40
Product: mitochondrial import receptor subunit TOM40 homolog 1
Exons: 4
Coding region: 160-1185 (341 amino acids)
Biological process (GO): protein import into mitochondrial matrix
Cellular component (GO): mitochondrial outer membrane; mitochondrial outer membrane translocase complex
Molecular function (GO): transmembrane protein transporter activity
Source: RefSeq, a predicted model, not a curated record